CCGCAUUGAAAAUCCAUUGAAAAUCAUCCUUUCAAUUCCAAUCAUUCAGUUUAUUCCAAUCAUCUACCGGUAGUUGAUUCAAUUUAUCCAAUCUAUUCAAUUUAUUUCCUUGUCAAUACAAUCCCAUCUUCACCAUUACCCAAUUGAUUCUCUCUCAAUCAAUUUGAUUCAAACAUCAUGUCGCAAUCGGUAAGUUUCCUUUUCUCUUUUGGUCCUUGAAAUCAAAUUUCCGAGCUCGUAUUGGGGGUUUCGAGAUACGCACGGUCGGGCAACUGGGGCUAGAAGUCUAGAUUGGGAUGAAGUGGAUGUUAUGUUUACUUGAAUACUUCAUGCCUUUCCAAGUUAUAUGAUUAUAUCCUACCUCUCCUCCAUCCCUCCAUCCCACCCUCCCUCCUCCCUCCCCUCCUUCCAUCCCUUCCAUCCUCCUCCUCCUCCCCCUUCCUCCCCCCUCCCCUUCCUGUUCCCCUUCAAUCCAUCCUCCUCCCUCCCUCCCUCCGGCUUUCUCCCCUUCCCCUUCCCUCCUCCCCAAACCCAUCUAACACCCACUCCCCAUCCAGCCAGCCUACCGCCACUACCUCCGCGCUCUCCCGCUGGCCAAAGACGCACUCCGACCCGAAGCCCAAUUUCAAGACGCCAUUCGUCGACGAUCGAACAAUUUCUGCUGCCGGCAAAUUCGACGAGAAGCGUGAGUUAGGCCAAUGUAAUGCACUUUACAGUUUACUUGAGGAUCGGUAUCGGGGGAAGGUACGUUGAUUUCUAUUUCUAUUGUUUUUGUUCCUUUACGAUUUCGGGUUUUAGGAGGAAAAUGGGCGGGGGGAUAUGGAAAGAAAUAGCACGGGAUGAGGACUAAUACCUGCCCUAGUAUCCCUUAACAUCCAAAACUCUCAAACCCACCAGCAACCCAACAUACUACGAAGAUCUCGUCAGGGAACUCGAAGAGGCGCCUAAGAGGAGUUGGUUCCAACAGCAGGUGAAUAAGUGGAAGGGGGCUUUGCGAUUUCAGUGAUGUGUGUGUGUGUGAGAGAGAGAGAAGAAACGAUAUCAAAUAAAACCAAGUGUAAGAUUAUAUAAAAACAUGAAUUGGGAUGGGAUGGAAUGAAAUUUGUAUUACUAGUUAGUGUGUUGAUUGAAGACAUGAAUGUAUGAAUAUACGAACAUAUGAACGUAGCAAAUGAAUAGAGAUAUAUGUCCG
This is a messenger RNA of Sclerotinia trifoliorum, 1192 nucleotides long. NCBI's taxonomy places the organism in Eukaryota, Fungi, Ascomycota, Leotiomycetes, Helotiales, Sclerotiniaceae. The record is from the annotation of a GenBank genome assembly.